Molecule: messenger RNA, 4880 nt
Organism: Choloepus didactylus (southern two-toed sloth)
Lineage: Eukaryota; Metazoa; Chordata; Mammalia; Pilosa; Megalonychidae
Gene: PLEKHG4
Product: pleckstrin homology and RhoGEF domain containing G4
Exons: 21
Coding region: 26-3604 (1192 amino acids)
Molecular function (GO): guanyl-nucleotide exchange factor activity
Source: RefSeq, a predicted model, not a curated record
CAGGCCCAGCCUUAGGGAGGCAUUGAUGGAACGGCCCUUGGAGAAUGAGGAUGGGUCCCUAGGCUCCCAGGGCCACACCACCGACUGGAGGUUUGCUGUGUGCAGUUUCAGGGAUGCCUGGGAUGAGGAGGUUAAGGACUCCAGUCCCCCAAGACCACCAACAGAGGCAGCCCAGGGGGAAGGGCAACAAGGCUGUCCCUUGCCCAGGGAGCUUCAGUCACCCCCAGAACGGCUGGCUGCAGAUGGGUCAGGGGAUGGCUGGAAGGGCACAUUAGGAAUUUCCUCAGUCCAGUCAGAGGACCCAGCCCCUUCUGGAAUGGAGAGUCCCCUCUGCCCCAUGUCCUCCUACCUCAGUCUGGCACAGGGUGGGAGUGAUAGCCAAGGGGGAGACUUGGCAGGGGACCCAGUUCUAGGCAAGGCUGUACCAGCUGGCUUGUGCCCUGGGGGAUUGGACAGUGGCCCUUUGGACCUUGGAGACCCUUUAUCAGACACUGCAUCAGAGCUGCUGGAAUCAGACCCCAGUGGAUCCAGCCUCCCCAAGCCUGCUGAAUGCCUCCUGGCCCAAGACCUCUCCUUGGAGCUGCUGGCCAGUGGCAUGGCCACCCUGCCAGGGACUCGGGAUGCAAAAGGUCGGGCAGUGCUGCUUCUGGACACCCACAACCCGGCCUGGCUUCACCCCAAGUGUGGCAGCCUUGAGCUCACCCGCCUCCUGCUCUACCUGCGAGACAUCCCUAGACCCGAAGUACAGGCCUUGGGACUGACCGUGCUAGUGGAUGCCCGAAUUUGCUCCCCGAGCUUUUCCCUCUUCUGGGGACUCAGCCAGCUGCAAGAAGCAGUCCCAGGUUCUGUCUACCAGGUGUUACUAGUGGGAGAAAUGCCAGAGGAGGUGCCUUGUGGGCUGCAGCUGGAGCUGCUGCCGUCCCAUCAGAGCCUGCUGAAUCACAUCCCCACUGUGGAGCUGCCUGCUUCCUUGGGUGGGGACCUGCCUUACUGCCACCAGGCCUGGCUGGACUUCCGGAUGCGUCUCGAAGCCCUACUGAAGAGCUGCCAGGUAGUUUGUGCCCUGCUCCAGGGGGCCAUUGAGAGUGUGGAGGCUAUACCCCGGCCUAUGGAGUCUGGGGAAGUCAGUCAGCUGCUAUGGCAGGCACGGGUCCUGAUGCAGCAGGUGCUGGACUCGCCACAGCUGGCAUGGCUACAAUGCCAGGGGGGCUUGGAGCUGGCGUGGCUGAAGCAGCUGGUCCCAGAGGUGACCCUGAGCCCAGACUACAGGCCGGCGGUGGAUGAGGUUGAAGAGCUGUAUGGUCGCGUGGAUGGACUACUGCACCAGCUGACCUUGCAGAGCAACCGGCGAGUACAAGCACUGGAGUUGGUACAGAUGCUGGAGGCCCAGGAGGGCGAACUGCACCAGACUGAAGUGUGGCUCCAGGAGGUGGGCCGGCCCGCACUGCAGGAGGCAGGGGAACCUUCAUUGGACAUGAUGCUCCAGGCCCAAGGCCCUUUCCAGGAGCUGGACCGGGCUGCCCACGAGCAGCUCAGGCGAGGGGAGAAGCUUCUGCAGCCACUGGCUGGCUGGGAGGCAGCUGAACUGGGACCCUUUGGGGCCCACUUUCUGGCCCUGCAAACCCAGCUGACUGAGUUCUCCAGGGCUUUGGCCCAGCGUCGACAGCGGCUGGCAGAUGCUGAGAGGCUGUUGCAGCUCUUCAAGCAGGCCUCAACGUGGGCUGAGGAGGGGCAGCGGGUGUUGGCAGAGCUGACACUGGAGCCCCCAGGGGUCGUGCUGCAGCAGCUGCAGCUGCACUGGACCAAGCAUCCUGACUUGCCUCCUACCCACUUCCGAAAGAUGUGGGCCCUGGCCACAGGGCUGGGUUCAGAAGGCAUCCGCCAGGAAUGCCGCUGGGCCUGGGCACGGUGCCAGGACACCUGGCUCGCAUUGGACCAGAAGCUAGAGGCAGCCCUGAAGCCACCACCGGCAGGCAGCUCAGCCAGCUUGUGUGUCAGUGGGGUCCUUAACGCACCUGCCACUCCUCCCCUGAGGAAGUCUUACAGCUUUGAUCAGAAUUUGGGACAGAGCCUCAGUGAGCCUGCCCCCCAUACCACCAUAAACACCACCCACCAUGGGCCAGAAACUGGAGGUGGUGCCCAGCCCAGGUCAUCCUCCACUCUGCCUCUGCCAGGCAGCUCUGACCUCAGGAACUCAAGCAGGCUUCAGCUGGUGCUGGCGGAGAUGGUAGCCACAGAGCAGGAGUAUGUCCGUGCCCUUGACUAUACUGUGGAGAACUAUUUCCCCGAGUUGGAUCGUCCUGAUGUGCCCCAGGGCCUCCGUGGCCAGCGUGCCCACCUCUUUGGCAACCUGGAGAAGCUGAGGGACUUCCACCGCCAUUUCUUUCUGCGUGAGCUGGAGGCCUGCAUCCAGCACCCACCCCGCGUGGCCUACGCCUUCCUGCGCCAUAGGGUGCAGUUUGGGAUGUAUGCACUCUACAGCAAGAACAAGCCACUCUCGGACGCCCUGAUGACCAGCUACGGCCAUGCCUUCUUCAAGGACAAGCAGCAAGCCCUGGGGGACCGUCUGGACUUGGCCUCGUACCUGCUAAAGCCCAUCCAGCGCAUGAGCAAGUAUGCAUUGCUGCUGCAGGAGCUGGCGCGGGCCUGUGGGGGCCCUGUGCAGGAGCUGAGUGCCUUGCGGGCCGCCCAGAGCCUCGUGCGCUUCCAGCUGCAACACGGCAAUGACCUGCUAGCCAUGGACGCCAUCCAGGGCUGUGACGUUAACCUCAAAGAGCAGGGGCAGCUAGUGCGACAGGAUGAAUUUGUGGUGCGCACCGGGCGCCACAAGUCCCUGCGCCGCGUCUUCCUCUUUGAGGAGCUGCUGCUCUUCAGCAAGCCCCGCCGUGGCCCUGCGGGCAUCCACACGUUCUCCUACAAGCGCUCCUUCAAGAUGGCAGACCUUGGCCUCACUGAGAGCUGUGGGGACAGCAACCUGCGCUUUGAGAUCUGGUUCCGUCGUCGCAAGGCCAGGGACACCUUUGUGCUGCAGGCUGCCAGCUUGGCCACCAAGCAGGCCUGGACGGCUGACAUCUCCCGCCUGCUCUGGAGGCAGGCUGUCCACAACAAGGAGGUGCGCAUGGCUGAGAUGGUGUCCAUGGGUGUGGGGAGCAAGACCUUCCGGGACAUCGUCUCCAGCGAGGAGGCUAUCAACGACCGUACCAUCAACUACGUCCUAAAGUGUCAAGACCCUCCCUUUUGUGCAGAAGUUCGCUCUCGGGCUUCCAUCGCUGUGGCCCCGUUUGACUAUGACAGCCCCUACCUGGGAUCCUCCAGCUCUCUUCCUGGAGACCCUGCCUCUUGCUCUGUACUGGGGUCCCUCAACCUGCACCUGUACAGAGACCCGGCUCUCCUGGGCCUCCGCUGGCCCCUGUAUCCCACCAACUUCCCAGAAGACGCAGCGCUGGAGACUGAAGCAGAGCUGGGUAGCCAGCCCUCUUUGACUCUCGAGGACUCCGAGGUCUCAUCCCAGUGCCCAUCAGCCAGUGGCUCCAGUGGCUCUGACAGCAGCUGUGUGUCGGGACAGGCUCUGGGCAGGGGCUUUGAGGACUUGUCCUAUGUCUGACCCAGGCUUGAAGGCGAGCACUGGAUCCAGCAGCCCGGGGCUCCAAGGAACAUCACCUCUCUUUGGAUCUUCUGUGACCAGGGACUGGCCGACAUCCAAGCCAUCCCCAGCCCACACGGGCAGCCCUGUUGGCCACCCUUUCUGAUGUCUGUGCCCUUGGACUGAUUGGCAGGGGCCCCUCCCCGGGCAUCUGGCUGCAGAGCCUGAACAGGCACCCUGAUCCUGGGUUCCUGGCCCCAUGUGCCCCUCUUCUGCUCUGCUCUCCAGUCCCCACACCAUUUGGGAAUUAAGAUGAGGCUAAGCAGAGGGUGAGUGUUUCAUGUUCUAGGCUGGCAGGGACUCUGUGGCUCCCAGCAGUUCCUGGGCUGCCCUUACCCCACAGGAGGAACACAGGUGGGUUCCCAGAAACAGCUUCCCAGACUCUGGCCUUACAGCCAAGCUCCCCAAACUUACGGGCAAGUCCACCCCUAUUGGGCCCUUAACUUUGCCUGCCCCGGCUCCCCAGGCCCAGCCCCUUCUUUCCCAGGUCAGUUUGGUUCUUUUGAUUCAAUGCCUUUUGAGUAACUUUCAAUUACAGUUGUUGUCUGAAAUUAAAUUGUUAGGCUGUUGGUGUCUCAGAAAGGAAGUCCAGGCUUUGACUCGUGGUUUGCUCUUUUAUUUGUUAACAAUGAAAAAUAGACUGAUAUGCGUCCUUGGGUGGUCAUGUGCAUUCUGGGGACAUCCAUAGUUAGAAUGAGCCUUGGUGGGUGGGAGUACAGAGGUGGCAUCUCUGGACACCCUAGCCGUCUUGUAAGUACUUGGCCAGGAUUGAGUAGGACACAGAUUUAGACAGGCCCCUCUGGAUGAGCAGGUCCACGCAGCGGCCGUACUUCUUGGCAAAAGGCAGCGUGAGCUGUAAGGAAAGGCCCAUCUUACCCCUGAUUUUCUGGCCAACUGCCUACUAGCUAGUGGGGACACGGGGGCUCCUGUCUGGGCAGGGGCAGGGCAAGCCUGGUUGUUGGGGACCUUUGAUGCUUUCAGCCUCACUUCUGCCCAAAGGCAUCUCACAGGACCAUGGCUAGGAGUGGCUACCGGGAACCGGUCACAAUGACCAGAGGGUCAAAAAUGGAGAUUUCUGGUCACUGGUUACUUUCCAGCUGUAGACAUUGACUUCACCUUUACAACCAAUAUAGUGAAAGGGGUUAUAAAUCAUUUGAUUAUUGGAAUGCCAAAUUAAUGAGAAAUUAGCUAAAUCUUUUCCCCCUUCAAUGUUAAAAAUAAUAAAACCCUAAAGUUA